Diabrotica balteata is the source of this 798-nucleotide messenger RNA. The record is from the annotation of a GenBank genome assembly. Lineage: Eukaryota; Metazoa; Arthropoda; Insecta; Coleoptera; Chrysomelidae.
AUGCCUCGCGUGCCAUACCAUCAUGAUAUGGAAUUCGCUAACUUCAGAAAUCAUUAUACGAGUCUGCAGAGGCUAGCUUUGGAGCCUCAAUUUUUUCACCUUCAGCAACAUUUCUUCAAGUUUACAGAACCGCUAGAACUUACCACUGCUAUUCCUCUGGAUCUUAGUGUCAAGAAUCAACAUAAUCAAUCGCCGAUUACUCCGCCGUGCACUCCAUCUCCUGGUAGCAAGAGAAGUCACCAAUCUCCGACACCAGAACUACCGUUCAAGAAAUCGAAAAUAACUCCAACUUCAGCCAAAAAAGUUAAAGCUAUCCGGAAACUUAAUUUUGAAGAAGACAACACUUCACCGGUUUCAGGAACUAUAAUUCGGGAAUUACGACCUGAUGAAAAUCUAGUAGUAAGAAAGGGCGACAUAGACCCAGCAUUUAACGUUGUUGAAAUCACCGAAGAGGCCAAGGCCGAAUUAGCUAAGAUUGAAAAUUUAAUAGGAGAUUAUGUGUGUAGGCUGUGCAGAGAGUUGUACGAAGAUGCCUUCGGAUUGGCUCAGCACAGAUGUUCUAGAAUCGUUAAUAUCGAAUACAGAUGUCCUGAGUGUGAUAAAGUUUUUAAUUGUCCCGCAAAUCUGGCUUCACAUAGAAGGUGGCACAGGCCUCGGCAAACGAAGGACGCAAAACUGGAGGACCAUGGUGAAGGAGAGUCGGAAUCAGACGAACAAUUCCAAUGCUCCGAAUGCGGCAAGCGCUUCCGCAGAAUCGCUUACCUAAAAAAGCACCAGUCGAUGCACCAGCUUGAAUGA